AUGGACGAAUCUUCUAAACUACCAACAUACAAGACGACAGGUCGGGAACUACAGUCACCACCGGGUUUCGAUCAGAGUCUGCACGCUUUUCCAACCCCACCUGAAGAUGAUGGGCCGAGGACUAAGGCUAUGAAAAGCAAGGGUAAUGUGGGAGCCUUGGAAAAGGGACAACUAGAUCAAUCAUCGGGGCUUGGUGUUGAGGAUAAAGUCACGCUGAUAACGGUGGAUUCGAGCAGUCUCGUACGAGACUGGGAUUCGGGGAGCCGGCGUCUGUCUAUGAUCCUAAACCCACGAAAAAAAGGAAAUAGCAACCAACAAUUUAUGGAAAAGUACAAAGAGGUGGGAAAAAUGGAUGAGGUUUUGCGACGUCGAUCGACAAUUCAAAGACUUGCACUUAAACUCAAGAAAUCAAACUUGAUAUCGAAUGAAUACGCUCUAGACGGAGCCACCCAUUGCCUCGAAAAAACACAGUCUCCUCUUAUAGAAGCUCGGGAUGAGAAGUCCUGUGACGAGGCCAACCUGGUCUCGUUGGCCAACCCAGAACUUGGAGACCAAACUUUAGUCGUCGACCCUGACUUAGCAAAGGAUUCCCUAGAUACUGUUGCGGGAAGCAUCAAUAUCUCGCAUCCCCCAUCUGUAAAGUCUGAAGUGCUCUCAUCUGGUCUCGUACCCAGACACAUUAAACUCUCACCGCGUAUUGUUGAGACUGUUGAGUCUCAUGCCCUAGAUCCACCAGCGCAUCAGACAGAAAAGGCGUUUUCUGUUCCUAGAAACCUGGGGGUUCUAUCCGGACUUAUCUGGGGUAAACUAGGCCCUCGGGAUGCUAUAUGGCAUCCUUCAGGGACAGUAUUUCCUAACAAUAGGGAACAGAUCCAAGAAGCUGUGGUAUCUUUUCGCGAAAUGAGGGAGAAGGAACCUAUCAAAUCCCGGCAGCUCAUGACUGCCAUUGAGUCGAACUGCCCUCCUGCUAAAUUCCAGCUUUUUCGGCCCCGGGCCCUCCCGUUGAAACAUUCCCAUGAAGUUCCCGGUAUUGCAGAGGACGACUACGACUCGGCGUUCCUGUCUGAAAGAGCUUCGAAACUAAAAAUGAUACUCCUUCUGCUACAACUACUUACCUGGCGUGAAGCUGCAUGCCGCUUGGGCCGCGAAUCUUCUAUAUCUAGUUCAAUCCUUGAGUUUGGAGGCUCCGAAGAGUCCACCGCGGUUGAUAACGAUGAUACCACCCAAACUCCUAGUGGUAAAGGAAACGGUGCACCUGAGAGCGAUGAGCACACUCCGUCAGCCAGCUUACAAAGGGAUGGGAGGACGACUUUAGAGAAAUCCCGAGAUACUGGGAAGCAUCAAGGAAUGAAGAGAGACGACAAGGGAGACGACGAUGGGGACAAGCCACCCACCAAACGGCGGAAGAAAAAUCCAGAAAAGGCGUUAAGUGGCCAACUAGCUUGUCCGUUCGCAAAGGGUGAACCUUCACUUUAUCUUCGUUGUGUAGCUAUUGGAAGAAGGGAUUUGUCUGGUGUCAAAUGGAACAACCCUCAACCAGAGGCACAGCCAGAAGAUGUACUAUUGGAUUACCAAAGAAUCGAUAGUCAGAUGGGCCCAAGUGUUAAUGUUACAGGCUUGAUAAAAUUCGCCACUGACACCGAAGAAAUCAGAAACCCUAAACCAAUUCUGCAAACAACAUCAAACACUGACCCAAUCUUCGGGUUACUAGAGCAGGAUGCUUCAAUAAAUUCACAAAACCAACUAGACAACAUCGCUAUCUCCGGAGAUCACGCUCUAGGAGCAUAUAUUUCCUACCCAAAUCCUACGAACCAAUCACGGGGGCCUUCGUUCGAUAUCCUAGAGUCAGGUGCCUCUGUUCCUUAUGAGCAUCAGAACAUAGAACAUUGGAAUGAAACUAUAGGAAUAUCGACAAGUUUAAGCGCUGCAAUUAGCAAAAUGGCAGAGCCCCAUUUCACCUGGCCACUUCCAAGCGAAGCACAAACACAAACUGCAGAAUUCACACAUUUUCUCAGCUCAGAACUUGGUAUUGAUUUGUCCUUACCACCAGAAGACUGCUAUAACCAAGCACUAUCAUCAAUAGAUUCCGACAAUAUCUUCGAUCCCGCAACAGGCUUCACUAUGCCAUUGAUAAACCCCAUGCCGCUUAGCCUAUCCUCGACAUCAUUUCCACAUCCAAGGCUGAAGGUUCUCGAAGCUGAAACCCUAAUACCUUUUCAACCUCUAUAUAUGGCGUUCCCCGGAGCGCCCCCGGACGGCGGUAGCGGACCUGAAUCGGACGACUCAAACCCCAGCAUUAUAGCUUCUAAUGCUCCGCCUACACCACCGAGAGUACAACCAUUGCAACAUAAUAAUAGGGAUACAGCCUCAGAAAAAUAUCUCCUGUUAGUAUCCCGCCGCCCUAUAAACCCGAACUCGACUGAGGGCAAGGGGUACAAAAGAUACGAAUUCAAGGGGUUCGAAGAUUUGCGAGAAAACUUUGAUGAGUGGUUAAAAUCUAAAUUUACCAAUCCACCGUUUGAUUGGACAUUAAUGGAGUUUUAUAACGACCUUCGAGAAGCUCGGUUGACGGAUAUCGAAGAGGUAAUUGAUGAUUUAGAAGGCUCAUUUACACAUUACCGGUCAACAAAAGCAUCUUUGUAUCUUGUCAUGAAGGAUAAGGGGAAGGAAAGGCGGCGUAAAGUUGGUAGUCGUGCAUCAGUCGCAUGA
Molecule: messenger RNA, 2709 nt
Organism: Orbilia oligospora ATCC 24927
Lineage: Eukaryota; Fungi; Ascomycota; Orbiliomycetes; Orbiliales; Orbiliaceae
Exons: 3
Coding region: 1-2709 (902 amino acids)
Source: RefSeq, a predicted model, not a curated record